Molecule: messenger RNA, 3493 nt
Organism: Syngnathoides biaculeatus (alligator pipefish)
Lineage: Eukaryota; Metazoa; Chordata; Actinopteri; Syngnathiformes; Syngnathidae
Gene: sirt1
Product: sirtuin 1
Exons: 9
Coding region: 146-2266 (706 amino acids)
Molecular function (GO): NAD+ binding
Source: RefSeq, a predicted model, not a curated record
GGUUUUGCAUAUUCCCUUAAAAAAAAGAAAAAGAAAAAAAAGUACGUGAAUGCAGCAUUUUUUGAGUGUUAUGGGUUCUUGUCAGUGACGUAAGGGGAGGGGCGUUCUUCUCGUUUCCAUUGGGCAAGGGGAUGUCACGUGACCGAUGCAAAUGAGCCAGCUGUCUGAGGGGGAGGGAUACGCUCAUUCCGCUCACAAGAUGGCGGACGAAGAGACCAGUCUUCAGACGGCCUUCUCGGGUGCAGCCGAUAUGGACGAGCCCGCCGCUAAAAAGUCCAAAAUUACCUUGGCGACAAAAUACGGUCUCGAAGUCACCGACGCUAAAAAAUACCAAUGCGUGUCUGGUGGCAAGGAGAGUUGGGAGGCGGCGGUGAAUUGUGGCCAGCCAGCGGAGAGGGAAGCGAAGCCGGCGAUGGCGGUGGAAGAGCAGGCCCCCGGGGCGCAAGGCGGAGACAACAAUGACCUGGGAAUGCUCGUCUCCGAGCCUUUUAAGUCCGUCGUGAAUCCAGACGACAGCGCCGUGCUUGGGACAUUCGAGGGCAGUGCCGGUCUCGUUGGGUGUGUCGAUCGCCCCUUCAAUGGUUUGGCUGUCUCUCCAGACCAUGUCACAGAAGAGGAUGAUAGAUCCUCCCAUGCCAGCUCCAGCGACUGGACACCUCAACCGCAUUUAGGUUCCUACAGUGUCAUCCAGCAACACAUUAGAGAGACUGACCCAAGGACCAUUUUAAGGGAAUUGCUGCCCGAGACUGUACUCCCACCAGAUUUAGAUGACAUGACUCUGUGGCAGAUCAUCAUCAACAUCUCAGAACCUCCGAAAAGAAAGAAGCGGAAGGAUAUCAACACUUUGGAAGAUGUGGUCAGGCUACUCCAUGAGAGUAAAAGGAUUCUUGUGCUGACCGGUGCUGGGGUAUCUGUUUCGUGUGGCAUACCAGAUUUUCGCUCUAGAGAUGGAAUUUAUGCCCGUCUGGCCGUUGAUUUUCCUGAUCUUCCUGAUCCCCAAGCUAUGUUUGACAUUGAAUACUUCCAAAGAGAUCCAAGGCCAUUUUUCAAGUUUGCUAAGGAGAUCUACCCAGGUCAAUUUCAGCCUUCGCCCUGUCACAAGUUCAUUUCCAUGAUGGACAAGCAGGGCAAGCUGCUGCGUAACUACACACAAAAUAUUGAUACAUUAGAACAAGUGGCCGGAGUUCAGCGAAUUAUCCAGUGUCACGGGUCAUUUGCAACUGCUUCCUGUCUCCUCUGUAAAUACAAGGUGGAUUGUGAAGCUAUUCGGGAAGACAUCUUUAACCAGCGGGUCCCCCAUUGUCCUCGGUGUCUGGAUAUUCCUUUAGCAAUAAUGAAACCUGACAUCGUCUUCUUUGGAGAAAAUCUUCCAGAAAUGUUUCACAGAGCCAUGAAACAGGACAAGGAUGAGGUAGAUCUUCUGAUUGUCAUCGGAUCGUCACUGAAAGUCCGACCAGUCGCCCUCAUCCCAAACUCCAUCCCUCAUGAAGUGCCUCAGGUCUUGAUCAAUAGGGAACAGCUGCCUCACCUCAACUUUGACGUGGAACUCCUCGGCGACUGCGACGUCAUCGUCAAUGAGCUUUGUCAUCGACUGGGAGGCGACUUCGAGCAGCUCUGCUACAACACAGUAAGACUCACUGAGAUCACAGAGAAACCCCCUCGGUUACCAGAGCAGUCACCGUACGAGGCCUUGUCUGCUGCGGACGACGGAUCCCCAGAGGAGCCGAAGCAGCACAGUACAGACUCUGUCCUAAAGCUUUCACCACAAAGUCCGAAUGUCACAGAAACUGCUGCUCACCUUGCACCUCUCGAGUCUUGUCCUGAUGCUCAGUGCCCCAGCGAAGUGAUCGCUGAGCCCAAUAAGUCACCAGUCAAAUGCCCAACUAAAGAAGAGACCACAGAAGAAAGGAGCCAAUCCUCACACCAUGAAUUUCGGCGACGGUGCUGGAUGAAUCGGAUAAGCCGAAGUCCAAUCAGCAAGCGUCUUGCCACGGGGCAGUACCUGUUUCAAGCACCGCAUCACUACAUCUUCCAUGGCGCCGAGGUUUACUCAAACUCUGAGGAUGAGACAUCGAGCUCGUGCGAAAGUGACAGCGAUGAAUCAGAGUGCAGUGGCGAUGAGGGAGGAGAGGUCAGCGAGCUGGAGGAAGCCGAUGACACGGCCUGCCUCGAGGACACAUUGCAAGACACUUUAGCCAAUGAGGCUACAUCGAGUUUGCAGACAGACAGUGCGGAAGAACAAACUCACAGCCCCACACAUCUUUAAAGUACCCAGUUGACAAAGCACUCAUCUUUGGAUAUAUGUAUGUAUAUAUGUGUAUGUAUAUAUACAUAUAUAUGUUUCAUAUAUUUUUUUGACUCAUCAGUCUAUCAGUUGAAAUUGUCAUAUUAUGUGAAUAUGUAACAAGUUGUUUUUUUUUUUUUUUUUUUGCCCCAGUCAUGCAUUGUGUCUGAAACAAACUACACACUGCUUACUUAAUAGAAACGGUUGCUAUCUCUCGUUUGUAUUCCCAUUUUAAAAUGCAUCAGUUCAUUACUGCAUCUUCUGUCAAAGGACAGCAGUUUAAGCUUUAAGACAUUAAUUGUAUCAGUCCACAAUGUGACACUGUGGUCUGCGAUGUUUUGCAGCUGUUUUAUGUUCCAGUAGCAUGAACGUUUUCGUCAAAUUCCUGCUUAAGAUGUAGCCUCCGGUGGCUUGCUUGAACAUUUUGGCUAGUCUGAACACAAACAGUUCAACUCCGGUUGUUCAUGAGCGUAAAUGCAGCAGGAAAUGGUCCAUUUUAAGUUUAUACCAAAGAACAUUUCAUCAGCAUGAUUGGAUUUUGAUAUAAGCUCUGUGUAUUCCUCUUGUCAAUUGAGUCUUUGAGAGAGAUUAUUGAAAAGGUGGUUUCUUCAGAUGUGGCAGCUACUUUUUACGGUCAAGCGUCUUAUUUUUAUACUCAGCUUGGAGACAUACUCAGUGAAGAGUAGAUGAUAGUCUUUCUGUACAAAGUUGUCCUUCGUUUUAUUACAAAGCCUUAUGUUCAAUCAACGUUGGAAAAAAAAUAUGCCGUAUUCAUGAGACCGAUUGUUGCCCUUAUUUUUCAUUGAAUAUAAAUUGUGUAAUAUUGUCUGUUGUCUUACUGAGAGUGUUGCAUGUCAAUGUGUUGGUCAGCUGAUAAGACCUGUGAGCCCGGUGCCAUCGCCAUUCAGAUGCUAUUAUAUUCUACGAUCUAAGAGUACGGUUUGCCAGCAUUUACACUGUGUAUGGAAAGUAUUCAUAACUCCUUAAAAUUUUUACUUUGUUACAUUGCAGUCAUUUUCUAAAAUCAUUUUCUCACCCCCCAUUACAGUACCCACAACGCCUAUAUUGAUGGAAAACAGAAUUGUUGAAACUUUUGCAGAUUAAAAAAGAAAAAUUGGUAUAUCACACAGCCAUAAGUAUUCAGACCCUUUGCUGUGACAUUUUUAACUUUGGGGUCCAGCUGUGUUUGAUAAUAAAUAUUGGACUUGA